GUUGCUAUGGAACUGUUGAUAAACAUGUCAAAUGUGCCAUAUGGGCUAGUAAGCUGGUUAGCUUAGCUAGUUCGUUUACCACAAAUGUUCUAUAUAGCAACAACUUAACGAAAUACUGAAUCAGAAAAGUAAGACCAACAGUAACUUGUCUUAUCGUGUCAUUGUGUAAGCGUGUGUGGCUGGUUCAUAGACGCUAGCUGAAUUAACAUUACAGCUGACAAUGGCUUACGCACAGCCUCCCAAAAAGACAGGUCUGCCACGAGAAGUUCUGAAGUGGCUCCAAAGCCUGGAUUUGUCAUUUUCUCCAAAGAAUAUUCGCAGGGAUUUCUCCAAUGGCUACCUUGUGGCAGAGAUGUUCUCCUGGUAUUAUCAUGAAGACUUCCCCAUGCACUCCUACAACAAUGGGACAUCACUUCCAACCAAACAGGGCAACUGGGCACAAAUAGAGAGGUUUCUAGUGAAACAGAACAUCCAUCUGCAAAAGGAAGUUCUGGACGGGACCAUCCACUGCAAACCAGGAGCAGCGGAGCUCCUAGUGCAAGAGAUUUACACCAUCUUAACUAACAGGAGGAUCAAAGGGAUCCAGGGCAGGGAGAUUGACUUCACAGACAGGGACUACCAGGACCAGCUGCCCAUGCUAGCUCGGGCCACGGCCUCCAAGGCCAUCAAGAACAACCUGCGGCUGACCGAGGUCAUAGCCGAGCCCAACAUCUCCACCAACCAGAGGAAGGUGCAGGCCAUCAUCCACAUGCACCUGGAGCAGAGGGCGGCCGAGAGAGUCCAGAACCCCAAGCGCUUCAACGUGAAGCCCACCUUGGGAGAACUGGCCGUGAGACUGCCCCCAUCUUCUCACCACGGAGAUGACAGCUCCGAUGGCAACACCUCAGUACAAAGUGGAACAGCCAAGUCAUGUGAACCAUCCAUCAGGAGCAAAGCCAGUGUCCAUUUCAAGGAGAUUGAGGUGCAUCAGACGGACAGACGCUCGCUGAUUGCAAUUUAAAAGGCCGGGAGAUGCAGCCGUUUGGUGUAUCUGGGAUAGAUGCCUCUGAUACGAUACCUGUAAUAAAAGUACCUUUAUCCCUCUAUUUCUGUAAUAUCAGUACCUCUAUACCUCUAUUCCUCUAAUAAAAGUACCUCUAUACUUUUAUUCCUCUCAUAAAAGUUCCGCUAUACUUCUAAUUAAAGUACCUCUAUACCUUUAUUCCUCUAAUAAAAGUUCCUCUAUACCUCUAUUCUUCUAAUUAAAGUACCUGAAUACCUUUAUUCCUCUAAUAAAAGUACCUCGAUACCUCUAUUUCUCUAAUAAAAGUACCUCUAUACCUUUAUUCCUCUAAUAAAAGUACCUCAAUACCUCUA
Molecule: messenger RNA, 1356 nt
Organism: Salmo salar (Atlantic salmon)
Lineage: Eukaryota; Metazoa; Chordata; Actinopteri; Salmoniformes; Salmonidae
Gene: spata4
Product: spermatogenesis associated 4
Biological process (GO): regulation of cytoskeleton organization
Cellular component (GO): axoneme
Molecular function (GO): microtubule binding
Source: RefSeq, a predicted model, not a curated record